AUGGGCAACACGACGAGUGCUGUCCUGGACAACAUUGUCCAGGGGACGAACUUCGACCGGGAGGAGGUCGACCGCAUAAAGAAGCGGUUCAUGAAGCUCGACAAGGACAACUCAGGAACGAUUGAGCGCGACGAGUUUCUGAGCCUCCCGCAGAUUGCGUCGAACCCGCUAGCGACCAGGAUGAUUGCGAUCUUUGACGAGGACGGCGGCGGGACGGUGGACUUUCAGGAGUUCGUGUCCGGGCUCAGCGCGUUCUCGUCCAAGGGCAACAAGGAGCAGAAGCUCAAGUUUGCCUUCAAGGUGUACGACAUCGACCGGGACGGCUACAUCAGCAACGGCGAGCUCUUUAUCGUGCUCAAGAUGAUGGUGGGCAACAACCUGAAGGAUCAGCAGCUGCAGCAGAUUGUGGACAAGACGAUCAUGGAGGCCGACCUGGACCAGGACGGCAAGAUCAGCUUUGAGGAGUUCACCAAGAUGGUGGAGAAUACGGACGUCAGCAUAAGCAUGACUCUUGACCAUUUCUAG
Grosmannia clavigera kw1407 is the source of this 525-nucleotide messenger RNA. RefSeq names its product calcineurin b subunit. The transcript is spliced from 5 exons. The record is from RefSeq and is a predicted model, not a curated record. NCBI's taxonomy places the organism in Eukaryota, Fungi, Ascomycota, Sordariomycetes, Ophiostomatales, Ophiostomataceae. Bases 1 to 525 code for a protein of 174 amino acids. Gene Ontology annotation, molecular function: calcium-dependent protein serine/threonine phosphatase regulator activity; calcium ion binding.